ACAGUUGACAAUUAAACUUCGACAAGUAUGGGCGUUGUGUUUCUGCUUUUGUGAAAAUAAAGAAGAAAAAAACGCUUUAUACAUAAAUUACAUUUAUAAAAUAGUCAUUUCCACAAAAAUACAUAAUUGAAUAAAAAGUAAUUUAAUCGGUUGAACGAUGGUGGAUUAUAGUAAAUGGAAAGAUAUUGAAAUUUCAGAUGAUGAAGAUGAUACUCAUCCAAAUAUUGAUACACCAUCAUUAUUUAGGUGGCGUCAUCAAGCAAGGCUAGAAAGGAUGGAAGAACGAAAACGUGAACAAGAGGAACAUGAAAGAAAAAAAGCAGAAACCCUACAAAAAUUAAAAGAAACAGAGGAAAAACUUGCAAAAUUAGAAAGAGAACAAAAAGAUUCAGCAGAUUUGACAGCAUUAAAAAAAGUUCUAUAUGAUCUUGAACAAGAAGAGAAAAAAAUUCAAGAAAAAGAAGAGGAAAUGAAAAAAAAAGAGAAAUUAACACCUUGGAAUGUUGAUACUAUUGGUCAAGAUGGUUUUACAAAAACAGUAAUUAAUAAAAGACCACCAUGUAAAGGAGAUGACAAUGGUUUAUCAGAUGAAGAAAAAGAAAAAAAAAUGAAAGAAUUUGUAAAAGAAAAUGAAAAAAAAUUAAAAGAAUUUGGCAUGCUAAGAAGGUAUGAGGAUAGUAAGAAAUUUUUAGCAGAUAAUCCUGAUUUAGUAUGUGAAAAUACUGCAAAUUAUUUAGUUAUUUGGUGUAUUAAUUUAGAAAUAGAAGAAAAACAUGAUUUAAUGGAACAUGUUGCUCAUCAAUGUAUAUGUAUGCAAUGUAUUUUGGAAUUAUCAAAACAAUUAGAUGUUGAUCCAAGAGCAUGUGUAGGUUCCUUCUUCAGUCGUAUUCAAAAUGCUGAAUUAGAACAUAGAAAUUCAUUUGAAGAUGAAUUAAGAGCAUUUAAAGAAAGAAUACGUAAGAGAGCUGCUGAGAAAGUAGCAGAUGCUCUUAAAGAAGCUGAAGAAGAAGAAAAAAAGGCACGUCGUGGUCCAGGUGGUCUUGAUCCAGUUGAAGUAUUUGAAAGUCUACCAGAGCCUUUACAAAAAUGCUUUGAAACACAAGAUCAUGCUUUAUUACAAGAAACUCUAGCAGUAAUGCCACGACAAGAAGCACUUUAUCAUAUGAAACGAUGUGUUGAUAGUGGUCUUUGGUUACCAGAUGCAAAAGCUAAAGAAUUGAUAGAUGAAGCAUCUACAAAAGUUACAGGAGAAACGCCUAGUGCUGAAUAAUUACACGUGUCUGUAAAUAACAUGUGUUAACUUUCAUGACUCAUUUGUGCAAGUAUCCUUUAGUACCAUGAAUAUGUUAUAAUAAAAUAUUGUCAUUGGACAAUGAAUACAAAAUUUUUAUCUUUAUUGGCUUUUUCUUAUUGUAAUAAUAUUACACUAUUGUUAUGCUUUGAGUUAUUUUAAGACUGAAUUGCUGCAUAAUUUUGAGUUAUUAUAGGAAGUGUGAAUAUUAUAAACUGUUAAUUAAACAGAAUAAUUAUUUAGUAAUAUGUGAUAAAAUUUCCCCUAUAUAUUACAUUGAAUAAUUAAAAGUUCUGAUAUGAAUAUUUACAGGUAUUAA
This is a messenger RNA of Apis laboriosa (Himalayan honeybee), 1610 nucleotides long. It is a transcript of the gene Cdc37, whose product is annotated as hsp90 co-chaperone Cdc37. Gene Ontology annotation, cellular component: cytoplasm. The record is from RefSeq and is a predicted model, not a curated record. Bases 158 to 1270 code for a protein of 370 amino acids. NCBI's taxonomy places the organism in Eukaryota, Metazoa, Arthropoda, Insecta, Hymenoptera, Apidae. Gene Ontology annotation, biological process: protein stabilization; protein folding. The transcript is spliced from 5 exons. Gene Ontology annotation, molecular function: protein-folding chaperone binding; heat shock protein binding; protein kinase binding.